Messenger RNA from Lodderomyces jiufengensis, 930 nucleotides. RefSeq lists its product as uncharacterized. Gene Ontology annotation, cellular component: mitochondrion. NCBI's taxonomy places the organism in Eukaryota, Fungi, Ascomycota, Pichiomycetes, Serinales, Debaryomycetaceae. The transcript has a single exon. Bases 1 to 930 code for a protein of 309 amino acids. The record is from RefSeq and is a predicted model, not a curated record.
AUGUAUAGCUUAAAAUCAAUUACACCAUCACUAAUACGAUCCACCUCAAUAAAACCAAUAAGAUACUUCGUCACAUCUAGAAUACCAAGAAAUCAAGAAAUAGAAACAGUUGAUCUAGCAUUUGAAGAAUUUAUCGGCUCUAACCCUGAAAAAUCACCAUUAGUAAUAUUACAUGGAUUAUUUGGAUCAAAAGCUAAUAAUAGAACAGUAGCAAAACAGCUAUCGGAAACACUUGCAAGAAAUGUAUAUACUUUAGAUUUAAGAAAUUUUGGAUCAAGUCCUCAUAUAGAAAGAUUAGAUUACCCAAGUUUAUCAGCUGAUGUUGAAAAAUGGAUCACGAAUCAAAACUUUGAGUCAAAACCUAUCUUGAUUGGUCAUUCAAUGGGUGCUAAAACUGUAAUGGCAUUGGCUUUAAGAAAACCAAAUAUACCUCAAAUGAUAGUUAGUGUAGAUAACGCACCUAUAACUUUCGGUCAUACUGAUUCAAAAUUCAAUAAAUAUAUAAAUCAAUUAAGAUUAGGUAUUGAGAAAUAUCAUUACACGAAUAUUAAAGAUGUUGAUUCUAAAUUAGAAGAAGUUGAACCAAAUAAAGUAAUAAGACAAUUUGUAUUAAUGAAUUUAAACAGAGGUAAAAAAGACGAUCCAAUCACUUCUAAAAUCCCCUUAGAAAUAAUAGGGAACGCAAUAAGUAAAGGAAUGAUUGCAAGUUGGCCAUAUAGUUCUCAUGAAAAUAGAUGGACUGGGCCUGCUCUAUUUAUAAGAGGUACUGAGUCGAAUUAUAUACCUGAUGAAGUUAUACCAGAGAUAUCUAAUUUUUUCCCAAAUUUCGAAAUUAAGGAUAUUGAUUCUGGUCAUUGGGUUAUAAGUGAAAAACCAAAAGAGUUCAUGGAAGUAUUAACAGACUAUAUAGAACGUCAUGAAGAUGAAUAG